AAAAAGCAGAGCUCUCAUUGGCUAUUACUUAUCGCAUCCAGUGUGCGAGAACCACAAGUCUCCUCUUAUUCAACGAAGGGGAAUUCCCGCGAACCUAUUUUCCCUGUCUUUCUUUGUGUACUUUUUGUUUAUGCGUCUCGCACAAUAGGUUAUGUACAUCAUCCGAGGUGCGAAGGAGUUUUAGAUUAUCAUUACUUAAAAGAAGAAAAGUAAAUUGAGAUUUUUGUUAAAAUCAGAUACUAAAAUAACUCAGAUUUGUUUCGUUAUAGACAGGAGAACAGACACAGUAUGAAACUUACCACAGCGAACACAAUACAUUUUUUCAGUCAACGUAUAACGUAUUAUAAUGGACAAUGGUAUUGUUAUCAAUGUAAAACUACAUUCCAAAAUUUGGAGGAAGCGCAACAUCAUUCGAAAAAUGAUCACUCGAGUCAAACGGAAACGUCUGAUUUUAUAGACAAAUCUAUUAUUAAAAUAUUAGCAAAUAAAAAAUACAAAUCCUUAUUAAAACAGGGUCUAAUAAUAAGAGAUGUUCAACAGGAUUACGUUUGCGUAUCUUGCCAAUCUUCAGUAUCUACUCUUGAUGAUUUUUGGGAACACUCAAAAGAAGAAAAUCACCAAAAAUCUGCAAAUGACAUAUUAAAAAGUUCUACAAAAGAACGAGACACGAACGGCAAAAUAAAUAGUAUUCAAAGUGAUGGUCCUGUUAAUAAAGAAAAAUCAGCGGAACAUAAAAACAAAUCAAAUCUUUUGGCAAAAGUACAGCCGAUCUAUGAGAACAAAUUAACGAUAGACCACUCGAACAAUUCUACGCAAAUGACAAACUACCAAACUAUUGCAAGUGUGCCUUACGCUCUGAUGCAGGAGAGGCAAGCGUAUAAACAGUUCGUAAUGCAACAAACAUUACAUUAUGGACAAUGGUAUUGUCACUGGUGUAAAUGUACGUUUCAAAGCUUGGCAGAUGUAACGUGUCAUUUACAUAAAAUUCAUCCCGACAUCGGCAAUCAAAUAACAAAUUUCAAUAAGUUUAAUAAUUUUACAUUGUUAGACACGAAUUACAGGAAGUUAUUGAAUAAUGAAAUAGCAAAACAAAAUUACUUUUGCAUACCAUGCCAGUGCUCCCUACCAUCCAUAGAUCAUUUUCAUGAGCAUUCAAUGGGGAAGAGACAUACACACAUGAUCAGUAAGAAAAAAUAUAUAGAUGCUAAUAUCAUAUCAGAAAAUCUUGCAAAUAAACAAGAAGCUUUAAAUAAUGAAACAGAAUCUAAAAUUUACGAUCAAGCUGUUUCUCUCAAUGUCGCUAAAAAUUAUUUAAUCAGAGAUCUUCCAAGCAACUGUAAGGCAAAAAAGGAAAAUAUAGUUUCUUCUGAAUCCUAUAGCAAAGACAGUACUAGUGAUAAUCUACAAAUUGAAAAAUAUAUUUAUAAGGCUUUUUGUUGUUUAUGCGAUGUGUUUAUCUUUAACACUGUUAUAAAAAAUCAUGUAAUAAUUGAGACGCAUGCAUUUAUUGCAUCUCAACUAGAAAUCUCCAGUAAGCAAACAAUGUGCAUUAUGAAAAUAGAAGAGGAGAGAAACACUAUUAAGGUAAACGGUAAAUACUUAGACGGAAUAAUAUGGCCAAAAUACACGUCAACGGCAACAAAAUACAUUUGUGAUCAAUGUAAUAAGACAAUCGAAGAGAAUGAUGUAAUAAAUCACGAGAGAACAGUACAUGAAAAUAGUAUGAUAUCGUCGAUGAAAUUCAUUUGUAAUUGGCCAUUGAUUGGAGAUUUUAAUAUUGCUAUUUAUUAUCCACUGUUUAAGUGCUCGUUCUGCAAUGAAAUAAUACAUGGUGUAUUAUCGUUGUCAAUGCAUUUUUCGAAAUCUAAGCACAAAGAAAAUAUUAAAUUAAUGAUUGACAUUAAAAGACAGCAUGAUAGUUACAAAAACGUACAAAUAUAUUUGGAGCCUAUUGAAUGUUUAAGUCUAAUCUCUUUCGAAAAUAAUGGCAGAAUUGUUCAAGUUAAAGAACAACCUGUAAUGUAUAUAAAAAAUCAUUGUACAACUUUCAGCAAAAACAUUUUAUUCGAUAAAUUAAUUUACAUUUGCUUUGCUUGUCAAUAUACGUGUUAUAAAACUAACGAUAUAAUUCAACAUUUAUGUAAUAAAAAACAUUUACAAGACUUUAAAAAUAUUUUUCUCACAUAUAAUUAUAUACAUAAUAUAUCUACAUCAAAAAAACAUAAUGUAAAUAAAGCACACGAAGUAAAAUCUUUAGUUUCUAAAGAUGCGUCAAUUAGCGAUGGAUCAUCGAACUAUAAUAUUAACAAAACACAAGUAAAUACAAAACAACAUUGUAAUCGUAAUUUGAUGGGUGCAAUAAAUGCUGAUAACAAAAGUGACAGAUCGCGUCAAAAUAAAAACAAUUUUGGUUUUUUUAUAUCUAGCGAUAUAUUCGCGGAAAUUAAUAAAUUAAUGGUACCAAUAAAGUUGGAUACAGAUUUCAAUAAAAAGAAGGAAAACAUUCCAAAUCAAACACAUAAAAACUAUAAUCAAAUGUAUAAAAGAGAAUUUCUCGACUUUGAGGACAUCAUGUUUACCUGCAAUCAAAAGAGGCUAAAUGAGAUUAAAUUGAAUCUACAAUUUUUCUUAUUACGUGACGAUAAAAUGCUUUGUCUUUUAUGUAACAAUUUGCAUGCACACGAUGCACAGACAAUAUAUGAACACAUAAAUACUGACAUACAUACUGCAAGACUACAUAAGAACAGUAUCGAACAUACUGAACUAUUAAAGGAGUUAAUAAAAGUACAAUCUCACGAACAUGCUAAAUGUUUUGCCUGCAAUAUUGAUGUGUGUGCAGAUUCGCACAAACAUAGAACGUCUGCACCUGGACAAUACGUUCCAAAUUAUAAAGAUCAUAUUACACAUUCCGUACACAAAACCAAUCGCAAUAUGAUGCAUGUCCGGGUUGAACAAAUAUUGAAAGAAUUUCAAGAUUUGUGGUACAGUAUUCAGUAUUUCGCUUGCGUCGAGUGCAAAGUGAGAAUCAAAACAAAGAUACAAUUUAUGAAACAUCUUAGCGCCGUACACUCUGCAGUCCUGAAAAACAAGGACAAUUCGAUGUUUGAAUUCUGUUUGACGUGUGCCACUUUAUGGUACAAAACAGAAAAAUAUGGUAUUAACAUUCGUCAAAAUUAUCAAGUACACUGUCAGCAAUCGACGCAUAAGUAUUUAAAGAAAAAUAAUGAUUUUGACAUAUCGCUGCCUCUGAAGGAUUUGCUGAGUAAGGUCAACGAAACUACUGCUAAUUUGUUUAAGUUGUCGAACGACGUAUUAAAUGAUCCGAAAGUAAUUCAACUCACGAAUGCAUUAACGCAUAUCUUUAAAACACAUCGAUUACCUGUAGAAGUGUAUAUAUUCGGCUCAAGGAUCACUGGCUUAGCAUUGCCAGAUAGUGACAUUGAUAUAUAUCUUAACUUUGGUGGCGAAUGUACCGAUCCUAAAUUAAUUAAAAACAGAAGUAAGCAAAUUCAAGACUGUCUACGUACCGACAAAAACUGGGACAUUGAAUUAACUUUGGACACGAGUAGAACACCUAUAAUAAAAGUAAAACAUAGAUUAACGGGACUCUAUUGUGAUCUCUCGUUUAUAAAUGGUCUGUCUGUGGAAAAUUCUAAGUUUAUUAGGUUUUUCAACAUGGCAUGUCCACUGUGCCACAAGUUAACACUCUUUCUGAAAAAGUGGCUUUUGCUGAAAGGUUUGACCGGCCCUGAUGGAAUAACGAAUUAUACCCUUACCUGGCUAGUCAUCUUUUAUUUCCAAGUCAAAUUUCAAAUACCGACUAUUGCUACCUUAAUAAAAAGUUAUAAUCGAUUGAAAAUCGUUUCUAAUUGGGAAACUGAAGUUAAGAAUACUAUUCUUAUUAAUGUACCCAAGAUAUCAAUCGAGAAAUUGCUGUCGGGAUUUUUCAACUAUUACAGAAAAUUCGACUACAAACAAUUUGUAAUAUGUCCGUUAUUAGGCCAGGUAUGCUGCAAGAGAUCUUUUACGGAAGUAUCGACUUUACCUGAAUGUAUGGUCUUGUACGUUGCACAAUUGCAGAAUGAACAAUGUGAAUAUUUUCGUAUUGACUCGCCUAUGUGUGUGCAAGAUCCAUUUGAUCUCUCACACAACUUAACAAAGGCUGUACAAAUUAUAACUCUUAAACGCUUUAAAGAUUAUUGUGACACAAGUUUUUCAAUGUUACAUCAGAUUACGACUUCGCUAAAACAAAAUUAUAAAAAUUUAUAAUUGUUGGUUUUUGAAGCGAGUUUUUCUUGAUAACAAUUAUUUUUAUUAAUUUGGACUUUUGGACGAUACAUUAAUAAUCUAUUAUUUGCUAAUAAAACCAAUAGUUUUAUUAGUUUUAUUAGCAAAACAUAGUAUAAUAAGAUUAUGUUAUAUAUGUAGCAGUAUUCUGAUAAUCUAUAUAUAAUGUUUGCGAUAUACAUUGUAAUGAUGAUAAGUGUAUUCCAUUUUCUAUUGCUAUAUAUUUUAUAUUCUUUAAUAUUCUAUAAUACAUAUUCUAUAAUACAAUAUUCUAUAAUACUUUAAGAAAUAAUAUUCGAAUUGUCAACAUAAACCAGAACCUAAAAAUCUUUCCUAGGAUUUCUACAUCAGUUGCUGAACAGUCGUCAGUGAAUGAUUGUUUAAGAAGAAUAUUAAAAUAAUAAAAUGCAAAUUAAUUGAUAAUUUUUAAUCUAAUUUUUGUAUAAAUUUGAUUAAGAUAUAAUCUUUUAUUCGAACAAAAUAUAAUUAUUUUUUCUUGUUUACUGAUUGAGAUGCAAUAACUCUGUAUUUAAUCAUUUUUUCUGUACUUGCCCAAAGAUGAAAAAAAAAA
Molecule: messenger RNA, 4858 nt
Organism: Monomorium pharaonis (pharaoh ant)
Lineage: Eukaryota; Metazoa; Arthropoda; Insecta; Hymenoptera; Formicidae
Exons: 6
Coding region: 289-4269 (1326 amino acids)
Biological process (GO): mitochondrial mRNA polyadenylation; mRNA 3'-end processing
Molecular function (GO): zinc ion binding; nucleic acid binding; poly(A) RNA polymerase activity
Source: RefSeq, a predicted model, not a curated record